Molecule: messenger RNA, 2845 nt
Organism: Gekko japonicus
Lineage: Eukaryota; Metazoa; Chordata; Lepidosauria; Squamata; Gekkonidae
Gene: NUCB2
Product: nucleobindin 2
Exons: 13
Coding region: 242-1642 (466 amino acids)
Cellular component (GO): extracellular exosome; endoplasmic reticulum-Golgi intermediate compartment
Molecular function (GO): calcium ion binding
Source: RefSeq, a predicted model, not a curated record
GACCGAUUGCUAUGGGAACGGGAACUCGGCUUUGCAGGAGACCUGCUUCGGGGGGUGUCGCCGCAAAAGAGAGAGAGAGGAAGAGGGGGAGUAAGAAGAAAGCGCCCGGCAAUUCUGCUGCUAUCCCUGUGGGUUGCAAGGGCUGCUUCUCUCCUAGUGGACGCCUUUACAGAGAGGGGAACGGCUCAUCGGCUAAAGGCAAAGACGCUCAGGAUUACUCUGACUUUUAUCUCCAUAAGCGAUGCAUCGUAGCCAGCUCAAGAAAAGAUGGAGAACUGGUUUAUUACAACAAUGUGCUUUGCUGCUGACGUACCUCGUAAUCACACUGGAAGCUGUGCCUAUAGACGUAGACAAGACAAAAGUGCAAGGGGAAGAACAAGUUGAAAGUGCAAAAAUAGAUAAUCCCGAUACCGGGCUUUAUUAUGAUGCAUACCUCAGGCAAGUGAUAGAUGUUCUGGAGACAGACAAACAUUUCAGAGAGAAGCUCCAGACAGCCGAUAUAGAGGAAAUAAAGAGUGGUAAGUUAAGCAAAGAGCUAGAUUUAGUUAGCCAUCAUGUGAGAACAAAGCUGGAUGAACUGAAAAGACAAGAGGUUGCAAGAUUAAGGAUGCUGAUUAAAGCCAAAAUGGAUUCAUUUCAAGAUUCUGGCAUAGACCAUCAAUCUCUUCUCAAGCAGUUUGAGCAUCUCAACCACCAGAACCCUCACACUUUUGAAGCUAAAGACUUAGACAUGCUGAUCAGAACUGCCACAAGCGACUUGGAAAAUUAUGACAAGGCACGUCAUGAUGAAUUUAAGAGGUAUGAGAUGAUGAAAGAACAUGAAAGAAGAGAAUACUUAAAAACACUGGAUGAAGAAAAGAGACACCAAGAGGAAUCUAAGUAUGAGGAAAUGAAGAAAAAGCAUGGGGAGCACCCCAAAGUUAACCAUCCAGGAAGCAAAGACCAACUGAAAGAGGUAUGGGAAGAAGCAGAUGGGCUAGAUCCUAAUGACUUUGACCCAAAGACAUUUUUCAAGUUGCAUGAUGUCAAUAAUGACGGUUUUCUAGAUGAGCAGGAGUUAGAAGCCCUGUUUACUAAAGAGCUAGAGAAAGUCUAUGAUCCCAAAAAUGAAGAGGAUGACAUGGUGGAAAUGGAAGAGGAAAGGCUCCGAAUGAGAGAGCAUGUGAUGAGUGAGGUUGACAUCAAUAAAGACCGGUUAGUAACUUUGGAUGAAUUCUUGAGAGCUACAGAGAAAAGAGAGUUUUUGGAGCCAGACAGCUGGGAGACUCUUGACCAACAGCAGCUCUUCACUGAAGAGGAGCUGAAGGAAUUUGAAAGUCACAUUUUCCAGCAAGAAGAUGAACUGCAAAAGAAAGCAAAAGAACUUCAAAGACAGAAGGAAGAACUUGAGAGGCAACAAGACCAGCUUCAGGCUCAGAGACAAGAACUCCAGCAGGCAGUACAACAGAUGGAACUCAAGAAGUUACAGCAAGGAAUUCCUCCCUCAAGUCCGAAUGGAGAGCUAAAAUUCCAACCACAUGGGGCACAACCAGUUGGGAAUACUCAAAACAAUCCUGAAGGAAGCAGACAGCCUUUACCACCAGGAACCAUACCAGUGCAAGAAGCUGCUGCUGGAUCGGAUCAUGUCCAGACUCUCACUUAAUCACCCUUGUGCCUCAACUUCGUACCAUAAUUUUGGGAGGGGAGAGGGGGAAGUGGCCUGACACUAAAAACAAAUUUGGAAAUGUGUUUCAACAAGUUCUCUUACUUUCUCCAUUUAACAUAAAUUUACAAUCCUUAUUCAGUAUUAAGAUUUUCAGAAACACAAAUGACACAAUAUAAGCUUACAUGGUUGUAAGGCUUUAUAAGGUCUGGAAAGACGUAUUCUGGUUUAGUCACUAGAAGAAAACAAAGAACAGGGGAUCAUAGUUUUCAUGCAUGUACCCUGUUAUUUGAAUUCUGGGUGAUUUGAUUGCCUGGUUGUUAUUUAUGUCUUGAAAACCUCCAUUUUAAAUUGUGGCUUUUAUCAGUACCCAGAAGACUAACUGAUUAGGGGGAAGUUAAAGGGAACCAAAUACUUAUAAUUUUUUGUAAAUGUUGAUUGUGCUGUCCCUAUUUCCUCUGUGGAGCUUUUCAAACAAGUCUGUACAACAAGGACACGGUCUUUGGUGUUUUCCUAAAAGUGCCAACAAUAGUAAAGAGGGGUUUUAGGACUGAGUGUUGCUGAGUUCUGACAAUCCCUUUUGGACUUGGAGGCCAAAUCAAAACCAAGUCGCCGGUGAUUGGAAGAAAUCCUGUGCAUUUUAAACAAGUAUAAUUGCAGAAGAGAGAAAUGGAAACGAAGGUUAUUUCUCCUGUUUACAGAUGCCCAAGAAUGCCAGUGUAAGAAGCCUUCAAUAGAAAUACUGUGUUUGGAGUACUGAUUUAGCUGUCUUGAGUAUGAUGGACUGAAUGCAUUAUGUCAGCUGAGUGCCUCCCUUUCAAGUCAGCUACCAAGGGGAUACUUUUGUCCUUAUUCCUUUCAUAAUCUACCAGUUGCAUUCAGCCCUCUGCAGGCAGUGAAAGUGAGCCCUUUAGAUGACAAAAAAUAUUUUCAGGAUGAUCAGAGACGGCUUAUGGUGUUUUCCUGAGCAAUCCAGUCUACUUCCUGCUUGUAAAACAUUCCUUUCAAAAUCAAGUGUCUGUUUCAAGCAGGAAUUCUCAGAUGCUACACUCUGAGUUUCAGCUGAAAUUCUCAUUCAUUUUGCACCAACACCAGGCAUAUUUAUACAAAAGUCCUUGAAAAAAAAAACAUGUUUACAAGUGGAUAUCUUAUGGAAGCAGCAGGCUGACUUCAGGCUUUUUCAUACAGGGGUCAUUUUGUAGA